Molecule: messenger RNA, 3637 nt
Organism: Stegostoma tigrinum
Lineage: Eukaryota; Metazoa; Chordata; Chondrichthyes; Orectolobiformes; Stegostomatidae
Product: phosphorylase b kinase gamma catalytic chain, skeletal muscle/heart isoform-like
Exons: 10
Coding region: 637-1821 (394 amino acids)
Biological process (GO): protein phosphorylation; glycogen biosynthetic process
Cellular component (GO): phosphorylase kinase complex
Molecular function (GO): ATP binding; calmodulin binding; phosphorylase kinase activity
Source: RefSeq, a predicted model, not a curated record
CCACCCUAACUUUACACUUCUCAGCCCCUAUCCCCUGCUUCCGCAUCCCUUCACUGCUAGUCCCAUCCCGCUCCUCCUACACCAUUUCCCCUCUCAUCUUACAUUGCCCUUCCCCCUCCUCAUAGUCCCUCCCUUUCUCGGUCCCUUCACUAGCACCCCUCCCCCCCUUUCUAACUCUGUUUUCCCUCCUCUACCCCUUCCCCCUCCAUUCUCUGCCCUCACAACUCACCUCCCCCUCCCCGUUCGCUCCAGCCAUCUCUCCCCAUUCCUCAAUCCGCCGGCUCUCCCAGUGCCCACCUCUCCGUCUUUGUCUUUCCCAAACUCAUUCCCUCCCAUAUCCCUCUGAUUUUCACACCGCCACCCCCCCCCGCCCGCCUCCUCGCCUCCUCCACCGACUCCCCCUCACGGUUUGACAGACGCUGCAUUCAGUGCCUGAGAGUUUGCUGGAAAUUGUAACUGACUAUUGAGUUUCUGAUUGUAUUCUCUGUCUCGGAGUCAGUCUCACAUUCUCCAGCCGCACUGGAAACAUAUUGAUCCUGACGCUGUGCAACUGCCGCAUACUGAAGGUCAUUGAUGCCAGAAUAAGGAUAUCAAACUGCUGAUUAAUUGCGUACUCACUCCCAUAAGCCAGGUAUCAUGACCCGUGAGGAGGAGAUGCCAGACUGGGAAGGAGCCCAGGAAUUUUAUGCCAAAUAUGAUCCAAAGGAUGUCCUUGGCCGGGGUGUCAGCAGUAUUGUCAGGCGCUGUAUCAAGAGGAAGACAGAAAUAGAAUAUGCUGUAAAGAUUAUUGACAUCACAUCUGAGCAUCUGACUCCAGAGGAACUGGAAGAGAUUUGUACAUCCACUGCACAAGAAAUCAGCAUCCUUAAGCAGGUCUCAGGGCACCCACAUAUAAUUUCACUCAACGAUUGCUAUGAAUCAUCAAGCUUCUACUUCCUGGUGUUUGAUCUGAUGAAGAGAGGAGAGCUAUUUGACUACCUGACAGAGAAGGUUACCUUGAGUGAAAAAGAAACCAGAAACAUCAUGCGAGCACUACUUGAGGUGGUUAAGUUCCUCCAUUCCAAGAACAUUGUACACCGAGACCUCAAGCCUGAAAAUGUCCUGCUUGAUGAUAACAUGAACAUCAAGUUGUCUGACUUUGGAUUUUCAUUACAACUUGAACCAGGCAAAAAACUGAGAGAAUUGUGCGGGACUCCAGGAUACCUGGCUCCAGAAAUUUUACUUUGCUCUAUGGAUGAAACUCACCCUGGAUACAGCAUUGAAGUGGAUUUAUGGAGUUGUGGAGUGAUCAUGUACACACUGCUCAGUGGCUCACCACCUUUCUGGCACCGGAAACAGAUGCUGAUGCUCAGGAUGAUCAUGAAUGGAAGUUAUAGUUUUGACUCUCCAGAAUGGCAAGAUCGAUCAGACACCGUGAAAGAUCUGAUUUCCCACCUUCUGGUCGUGACACCUGAGGAUCGAUUCACGGCAGAUCAAGCCCUGGCACACCCUUUCUUCCAACAAUAUGUAGUAGAGGAAGUUCGCCAUUUCAGUCCCUUCAGGAAGUUUAAGACCAUCAUCUGGACUGUAAUGGCCUCUGUUCGUAUUUAUUACAAGUAUCGUCGAGCGAAGCCCCUCACCAAGCAGGUGCUAAUUCGAGAUCCUUACGCUAUUAAGGGAAUUCGUAAAGUGAUUGAUGGCUGUGCUUUCAAGGUUUACGGACACUGGGUGAAGAAAGGUUUGCAACAGAACAGAGCAGCCUUAUUUGAGAAUUCUCCAAAAGCUUUCCUGUUCUCACUGGGCACUGAGUUUGGUUAUGUGUCUGAAGAGUGUAUGGAAUGAGUACAUGUUCUGUUCAUUUAACCGCUGAGCCCAAUUAGCUCUUUAUUUUUUCAAAUGGUGUGAGGCUGAUAAUCUAAGUGUUAAUUUAAGAUUUAUAAAAAUAUAGCACCAGUGUGAGCCGAGUUGUAAAGUGAUUAGAAUUCAAGAAUUCGUGUGUAAGAAACUAACCAUUUAUCCCACUGUGAGGUGUGUAUGAAUCCUCUAGGCUUUCUGAUGGUGCUUUUGUGAUGCCCUGAACCUGGUGACAGUAAUGGGUACUGCAUUCUACCCUCACCAAGAGUGUUCCUUUCUCCCAUUUCACCCUUUUCUGGCUCUAUUUCCUAUCUUAAGGAUCCUUGUUGUCACUCUGGCCACACCUCCCAAUGUAAAUGCCCUUUGGACAGCCAGCUCCUACAGCAAUGAGCAAUUUACUGAACAAUGGACAGGUCCAAGGCACCUCCCCUCAGCCCCACUCUGGGGACGGAGAAUAGCCUUCAAGUGGAGACCACUCAUGGGAAUGCAGCCAAGGCCCAGUGGACAUCAGACACGAAAGUACCUGUGGUGGUCGGGGGAUGGGAGAAUCUGGAAUCUCAGGCUCAGAGACGAGUUGUGUUAGUGGGUUUUUGAGGUUGACAGAGUGGGGAAAAGUGGAAUAUGGAGGUGGGAAGACUUGGGGAGAGGUCAGAUAGGCCAGGGGGUAUCAGUAGAGGGUCAGUUUUCCUUUGUCCACAACCAAAUUGAGCAGGAAAAGCUGGAAGAGUCACACUUGGCCCAGACCUCCACUCACCAUGGGGAGAGGAGCAUUUGAUGGAGGUAGGUACAACUGUAACAUUCAAGAGGGCACUGGACAGUUAUUUGGAAAGCCACCAGGAAAAGGCAGGAGAUUGGCACAAAGUAAUAACACCUCAUUUGAAGAGGUGGUGCAGGCAUGAUGGGCUGAGUGGCCUACUUCUGCACCAUGACAUGAUUCUGUGAGGAGUCACUUAAAUGGCCAUUCACUGACCCAUGGCAGAUGGGCCCUUGAAAACACCAUUUUGCACAGAUUGCGAGCAGCUGGGCGAUAGGGAUAGACAGACAGAUUUUCGAUCAGUAGGGGUAUCAAGUGUUACUCUUGUUCCUAUUUCUUAUGUUGUAAUGGAAAUGAUGCCCAUCACAUUGCUCCCAGUGUUACACAGCUUCCAGCUGCUGUCCCAACGCCAGACAGAGACAGAAUUGGAUGGGAGUAUCGCAGAAACUGACUCCUUGGAGAAGAAAAGCUUCACCUUUGAAUCUGUGACACCGGCUUAAAUUUAUAAACUAAAAUGAAAAGAACCAACAAAGAAGACCCUUGCGCUGCAUGAAAUGGUGACUUAUUUUGUUCAGUCCAACAUAAAAAUCAGUCCUUUAUUGAAAGAUUGUGCUUUCUUUGCAUGUGCUCUGACAGGCUAUUUGUGUGAAGUGAUUGCACUCUGGUUCUUUUCCAGCAGCAUUAAGAGAAAAUAUAUCCAUUUUGAGACUAUGUGGAAUCAUUCUUUUUCCUCAUCGUUUAGUAAAAUGAUACACAUGUAUAUAAACCUGUAUGUAUAUAGACUUUGUAUGUGCGUUUCUGUCGGGGUGACUAUAGAGUCAUAGAGCUCGCUGAAAUAACUCCACAGAGGCUGAUAUCUGGUCACCAGGUCACUCUUUAUUUACAGGUGGGAAUCCAGCUCCCUCAGAGCCAGCUCUCAGAGUGAACAGAACCUCUGACACUCCUGUUUAUCUUUGUCAGCCAGGGCUCCCUGAUUAGACAAGAUUAACAGCUCCAAUCAGGGAACUCAUUUCCUGAGAGGUCCACCUGGCCGACCUCAUUACAAUCACU